AUGGACGGUUUCGACGACUCCACCGAGGACUUCCUCUCCAAUGGAUUCUACCAAUUCUACACCGAGUUCCACGAGGAUCUGUUCGAUGUCCUUCAACGGGACGAGCCGACGUUCGAAAGUUCACCUGCAAUUACUCCUUCGGAGUUUAUUGACACCAAACAAAGCCAGGAUCUCCCGGUCAGCGACAUCAACCUCGAAGCCAACGUGGAGAAUUUCAUCCUAGAAUAUAGCUGCCUGAAUUUCAGUGAAAUCUGGGACAAGGACUUCAAAUUUCCAGAGAAAACCUUUCUCUGCGAUGACUCGUGCGAUGCAUUGCUCAGACAAAACACCAACCAGCCGUCGGCUGCUCCAUUCGGCGACGACAGUAAUCCUUCGGAUGGAAACGACCUGCCAUCCAGUUUCGUCUGCCCGUUCGAAACGUGUCGCAAAGUGUACGCCAAACCGGUACACCUGAAGGCCCACCUGCGAAGACACGUUGGCGAUAAACCGUACCACUGUAAAUGGGCCGGUUGCAAGUGGCGGUUUUCACGUUCCGACGAGCUGGCGCGGCACUUUCGGUCGCAUUCCGGCGUACGGCCGUACAAGUGCGACUUCUGUCCGAAGUGUUUCUCACGGUCCGAUCAUCUCGCAAAACAUCGGAAGGUGCACGAGCGAAAGUUUGCCGCCGGAAAGUGCAAAGGUGUUUGGGUCAGCUUGCCACGUGGCAAGCCUGGGAGGAAGCCGAAGGCUUCCAGUAAAUGUUAA
Messenger RNA from Sabethes cyaneus, 744 nucleotides. RefSeq names its product early growth response protein 1-B-like. Bases 1 to 744 code for a protein of 247 amino acids. The record is from RefSeq and is a predicted model, not a curated record. Gene Ontology annotation, biological process: regulation of transcription by RNA polymerase II. Gene Ontology annotation, molecular function: DNA-binding transcription factor activity, RNA polymerase II-specific; RNA polymerase II cis-regulatory region sequence-specific DNA binding. NCBI's taxonomy places the organism in Eukaryota, Metazoa, Arthropoda, Insecta, Diptera, Culicidae. The transcript has a single exon.